CUCAAUGCAAUACAAGCCACAAAUCUACCACACGUGUCAUCAUCUCACUUGCUCCUCCCUCUUUUCCAAAAACGCGCGUUUCACCGUAAACUCUUUUAAGUUUCACGUGCAUCUGAGAAUUCCUAGCCGUAAAAUCAUCCACGUGUCCCCUCCUCAACACGUGUCACAAAAUCAAAGGCUCAUCUAUUUAACCCAUCUCAACACACCCCUCUCUCUAUAUAUAUAGACUUCAUUUAGCUCCACCACACCACAUCCAUUAUCUAAUAUCUAGUAUUCAAAAACAACUUCAUCUUCAUCACUAGUACAACCAUCUACUUUGAUUGAUUAAUUAAUUAAUGGCGAUGAGUCUGACACACCAGAUCGGAGCACUCUCAGGAACACCAGUGACCAUCGAAGCAGCCACUACAAACACCGGAGAAACAUCGGCAACACUAAGCGCUUCAGCAGUGUGGAAAUCUCCCGCACCGUUGAAGUGCAAAGUGACACGCACAGUCGGCGAUAAAACAACAACAGACAUGCUAUCGCCGCCUGUGAGUCCAUGCCGAUCACCUCUCCGUGCGGAUCUGAGUGCGGCAUGUCAAGCCUUUACUACUACUAUGUCACAAUCAGAUAUAGCUACAGAGAAAGAAUACGCAGUAGCUGCAAAUGAUAAGGAAGCGAAGAAAGGGGUGCCUGUUUAUGUGAUGAUGCCGUUGGAUAGUGUAAAGAUGGAUAAUACUAUAAAUCGGAGGAAGGCGAUGAAUGCGAGUUUGCAGGCGUUAAAGAGUGCGGGAGUAGAAGGGAUAAUGAUGGAUGUGUGGUGGGGUUUGGUGGAGAGAGAUAAUCCUGGGGAGUAUAAUUGGGGUGGUUAUGUUGAGUUGUUAGAGAUGGCUAACAAACAUGGCUUGAAAGUUCAGGCUGUUAUGUCGUUUCAUCAGUGUGGCGGUAACGUCGGUGAUUCUGUCACAAUUCCCUUGCCAAAAUGGGCAGUGGAAGAGAUGCACAAGGAUCCAGAUCUUGCAUACACUGAUCAAUGGGGUAGAAGGAACUUUGAGUACAUCUCACUUGGUUGUGAUACUUUGCCAGUCUUGAAGGGGCGAACACCUGUGCAAUGUUAUGCUGAUUUUAUGCGUGCUUUCAGAGAUCAGUUUGAACACCUCCUUGGCGAAACUAUUGUGGAAAUACAAGUAGGGAUGGGCCCAGCUGGUGAGCUACGCUACCCUUCGUACCCAGAACAAGAUGGAACAUGGAAGUUCCCUGGAAUUGGAGCUUUUCAGUGUUUUGACAAGUACAUGGACAGCAGCUUGAAAGCCGCUGCAGAAGCUGCUGGUAAACCAGAAUGGGGUCACUCAGGCCCAACUGAUGCUGGCGAGUACAACAACUGGCCAGAAGACACCCAGUUUUUCUGUAAGGAAGGUGGAGGCUGGAGCAGCUCGUAUGGUGAAUUCUUCCUCACGUGGUAUUCCCAAAUGCUCUUAGAUCACGGCGAGAGGAUCCUCUCUGCAGCUACUGAGAUCUUCAAGGACAAGGGUGUCAAGAUCUCAGUCAAAAUUGCUGGCAUUCACUGGCAUUAUGGGACUCGCUCUCAUGCUCCUGAGCUGACAGCUGGGUACUACAAUACAAGGUUCCGUGAUGGCUAUCUCCCGAUUGCCCAGAUGUUAGCACGGUAUGGGGCCAUUUUCAACUUCACGUGCAUUGAGAUGCGUGAUCAAGAGCAGCCACAAGAUGCUUUGUGUGCUCCUGAGAAGCUUGUCAGGCAAGUUGUUUCGGCCACGCAACGAGCUCAAGUCCCAUUAGCUGGGGAAAAUGCAUUGCCUCGGUAUGAUGAGCAUGCGCAUGAACAAAUUUUGAAUGCCUCUGCCUUGAAUGUGGAUGAGAACUCAGGCGAGAGAGAAAUGUGUGCGUUCACGUAUUUGAGGAUGAACCCGGACUUGUUUCAGGCGGACAACUGGAGGAAGUUUGUAGCGUUUGUUAAGAAAAUGAAAGAAGGAAAGGAUGUGAAUCGCUGUUGGGAGCAAGUGGAGAGAGAGGCUGAGCAUUUUGUUCAUGCGACUCAGCCGCUUGUCCAAGAGGCUGCUGUUGCUCUCAUGCAUUAGGAGAGACAUAUGUAGUACAAAUUUCAAACUAUAUAUAUAUAUACUCUCAGAACUCAGAAGUCAGGAGUAAUUUGUAUUUAGUCAUAAUAACAACUAUGAAACUUUUCUUUGUUUUUCCUUCAUUAACUAGUACACCCUUUAAUCUUUUCGGGGUUGCUGUUGUUUAUGUAUAGUGUAUAAACUUUCUAAUUUAUUCAAACGAAAAUACACUUCUCUAAUCA
This is a messenger RNA of Beta vulgaris subsp. vulgaris (sugar beet), 2296 nucleotides long. RefSeq names its product beta-amylase 1, chloroplastic. The coding region runs from base 336 to 2075 and encodes 579 amino acids. Gene Ontology annotation, molecular function: beta-amylase activity. NCBI's taxonomy places the organism in Eukaryota, Viridiplantae, Streptophyta, Magnoliopsida, Caryophyllales, Amaranthaceae. The record is from RefSeq and is a predicted model, not a curated record. The transcript has 4 exons. Gene Ontology annotation, biological process: polysaccharide catabolic process.